Molecule: messenger RNA, 1463 nt
Organism: Cuscuta epithymum
Lineage: Eukaryota; Viridiplantae; Streptophyta; Magnoliopsida; Solanales; Convolvulaceae
Source: the annotation of a GenBank genome assembly
UUUAUUUCCUGCAGGGCCUGCCAUGGAUCUGAAGGCUAUCACUAUGUUGAGGAAUAAGCUCGACAAGGAGCAAAAGAAGAAAGCGGGGAAGCCCUCUACCCAGAAGCCUGUCGACGAGUUCUUUCCGAAGGCUGAUACUAUCAAGGCCCCAGUGGACGAGGGGUCUUUUAAGAAGGAGUCCGCUGCUGCUGACGAUGUCGUUGGCUCUGACGCCGGGGGUUCCGCUGCCGAGGGGCAGAAAAAGAAAAGAGCCGGGAAGGGCGCCGCGCCUCCGGAGAAGAGGCAGAAGAAGGGGGGCGCCGAGAAAGUGGGGGCCCCCCUUGUGAUCAUUGAUGAGCAGGCCCCGGUGGUCACUCCUCCUCGCUCUCCCCCAACUCACGCUGACGAGGACCUUCGGGAGAAGGAGGUCAUCCACUUCCCCAUCCAGAAGGGGACAGCGGUGAUGCACUCCACCCUCAACCCCAUUGAAUUUAUGAGGGGGGUGAUGUCACCGAAAGAUAAGCUGGUGCUAUCCCGUCUCGAGGACGAUGUUCUUGAUUACAAGAUAGCCAGUUACAGCACCAUGGCGGCCCUUGGUUUCAGCGAGCAAGCCCGAAGGGUGGAAGCUUUAAGAAUCGCCAAAGGCCAGGCUGAUGAUGGCAUGAGGAGGCUGGCUGAAGAGCUUGCCGAGGCUAAGAAGCAAUUAUCCGAGGCUAAGGACACCCUCCGGGUCGAGAGAGAAGGGAUGGCCAAAAGACUCGAGGACGCCAAAGCCGAGGCCAGAUCCGAUGCAGAGAAGGUUGCGGCAGAGGCUGCCAAGAGGGCGGCCGAGGAGGCUGAGGAUGCCAAAGCCGAGGCUGUCUCCAAGUCUGGAAAAGAUGCCGUCGCCUCUUUUGUUGCCGAGGGGUGGAAGGCAAACGAUCAGAAGGCCUGGAGGGACAUGGUCGUGGGGGCGGAAAUUGACGAAUGGGUCAAGGGCCCCGGCUCUGAGUGGCUGGCUUCGAAGGGUAAUGCCUAUUGGCAGGGAGGAGAGUUCUUCACGCAGCGUCUCAUAUACCGGAAGCUUGCCCAACAUUUCAACAUCCCUUCUGAGAGUUUUGACCCUGCAGCUUAUGGUCUACCCCCUCGGCAGCCUGACGUCCGGGUCCCACUUCCGGAGGGAGAAGAGAGGCCCAUUCUCCACGACUCCGAGUUGCUGAGGGAAUGUGGUGGGGAUGAGGAAGAGGCUGGGGACGGUGCGACUUCGAAGGAUGCCGAGGAGGGUGACCAAGUAGUUGACACUUAGGAAAAUUUUCCUUGUAACAGUUUAGCAACUUCCGGCCUCGGCCGUCUGUGAACAAAACAUCUUUCGUAUCCCAUCUGUUUUUUCUUCCUUUGAAUGAAUGAUGUGCCUUCGGGCCUUUUAUGUACGAAUGAAUGCCUUUGUCUCUUCUAUGUUUGUGCAUGAUUGUAUGUUCUCUUUUCCCUUGCCUGGUUUCCCGGAG